Molecule: messenger RNA, 1419 nt
Organism: Pieris macdunnoughi
Lineage: Eukaryota; Metazoa; Arthropoda; Insecta; Lepidoptera; Pieridae
Source: the annotation of a GenBank genome assembly
AUGAUUCAGACACUCCUCCAGAAAGGAGUCGUCGACCGGGGCAGUGACACCGUGUUUUGUCACGUCUGCCCUAAGAAAAAGUUUUUAAUACUUGGGCAGAGAAGUCACGAAAAAUCGCGAUACGCAGGCGUCACACUUUGGCUCGCCAUGCUUGGACUGGCGAGCCCUCAAUCGCUGCCAGCUGAUUUAGACACACCCCCAUUUAGUACUCUCUACAAGUGGAAAUAUGUGGACUUUGAGUUCCCUACUGAAGGGCAUAGAAGGCAGGCAAUAUCGUCAGGAAAAUUUAUACCAGAGAACGUGCUACCUUUGGGCUUAGAGAUUUGGGGUUCCCGAGUCUGGGUCACGAUACCAAGCUGGAAGCAAGGAGUGCCUGCUACGCUGGCAACUGUGCCCCGCUCUGGAGGAGUUGUCUCUCCACGGCUUGUGCCAUACCCUGACUGGAGCUACCACAGAGCUUUUAUUUCAGAUCAAGACCCAUGCUCCGGACUGACAUCAGUGUUUCGGAUCAGUAUAGACCAAUGCGGUCGCUUAUGGGUAUUAGAUUCCGGGCAAAUAGAUUCAACAGAUUCUCCAAAACAAAUCUGCCCUCCAACUAUAGUUGUAUUUGAUUUAAACACGGAUACUUUACUAGCCCGUUAUACAAUACCAGAAAAAUAUGUCCUCCAAGAUUCUCUCUUCUCUAAUAUUAUCGUGGAUUCGCGCUCACCAGACUGUUCCGAUUUACACGUCUAUAUCACAGAUACUUGGAGAUUUGGUCUAUUAGUAUUUCGAGAAAGAGAUAGCGAAUUCUGGAGAUUUUCUCACCAUCUCUUUUACCCGGACCCACUGGCUUCUAACUUCACUCUUCACGGUCUCAACUUCCAAUGGUCGGACGGUAUAUUUGGCUUAGCCCUCACGCCAGUCAAUUACUACAGCGAACGAAUACUGUACUUCCACGCAAUGUCCAGUUACAGAGAAUUUUCCGUGAAAACAUCUGUACUACGGGACUCUUCUCGUGUCAAUAAUAGUGCCACAGAAUUUAAUUUGGUAGGAGAUAGCAGAGGUCUCUAUGGACAAUCUUCAGCGUCGGCAAUAGAUAAGAACGGUGUGAUGUUCUACGGAUUAGUUACCCGUGAUAGUAUAGGCUGUUGGGAUACUAAGAAGCCUUAUCAUAAAAGUACAACUGGUGUGGUAGCCACAAAUGCGGAGACUUUAAUAUUUCCAAACGAUGUAAAAGUGGACCAGGAGGAGCGUCAGAGUGUCUGGGUCAUAUCAAAUAAACUGCCGAUGUUUCAAAACGCUCCCUUGGAUUCAAAUGAUUACAACUAUCGUAUUAUGUAUGCAGAUACAGGUGAUGCUAUAAGAGGAACAAUUUGUGACCCAAACCUUGCUCCAGCACAAAUACCAUUCUUUCAUUCUGGGCCAGUACUAAAAUAG